Messenger RNA from Manis javanica (Malayan pangolin), 4015 nucleotides. RefSeq names its product p21 (RAC1) activated kinase 6 (gene PAK6). Gene Ontology annotation, biological process: protein phosphorylation. Lineage: Eukaryota; Metazoa; Chordata; Mammalia; Pholidota; Manidae. The record is from RefSeq and is a predicted model, not a curated record. Gene Ontology annotation, molecular function: ATP binding; protein serine/threonine kinase activity.
CUCUCCACCCCCUACCUUGGGCUCCGAGGAAGAUGGGACCUGCCACAACUCUGCAGCCACCCCCUAAGGAUAUGGAAGGUGCUGUAGGGGCCCGAGGUGCCUGGGGAGAGACACCAGCCGGCAAAGUACAAUAGCAGAAUAUGGUGAUCAAGCUGCCAUGUCCUCUGGAGAUGUCGGGAAAGAAGGGAAGGCUGGUCCAUGCUAACUGGAGUCCUCCCAGACUGGCUUUGAACAUCUCCCACGGGAUAUUCUGCAAAUGAGUGACUUCUAGGGUCAGAGUGGCAUUUGGAGAGCAAGGCUGGAUUGGACUAGGCUGCCUGGGCAGGGAGUGCAGCUUCCUGGGCUAGAGACAAGCAGCAGCCUGCAGUGGGGAGCUCGAGUCCCAGCUACCCGAGGGAAGAGUGCCAAGGUUCAGAGGACUGGCCAGGGAAGGUCUUUCAGCUCCUCAGCGCCUGAGACCUCUGCCCACUGAAAGUGAACCCCCACCAGACUCCCAGGAACCUCUGCUGGGGCUCAGCCUGACCUUCCUCACAUAGGCACCAUGUUCCGCAAGAAAAAGAAGAAACGCCCUGAGAUCUCAGCCCCACAGAAUUUCCAUCACCGUGUCCACACCUCCUUCGACCCCAAAGAAGGCAAGUUCGUGGGCCUCCCCCCACAAUGGCAGAACAUCCUGGACACACUGAGGCGCCCCAAGCCAGUGGUGGACCCUUCACGCAUCACCCAAGUGCAGCUUCAGCCCAUGAAGACAGUGGUGCGGGGCAGCUUGGGGCCUGUGGAUGGCUACAUCUCCGGGCUGCUCAACGACAUCCAGAAGUUGUCCGUCAUCAGCUCCAACACCCUGCGUGGCCGCAGCCCCACCAGCCGGCGGCGGGCACAGUCCCUGGGCCUGCUGGGGGAUGACCAGUGGGCCGCCAACCCGGACAUGUACCUGCAGAGCCCCCAGUCUGAGCGCACUGACCCCCAUGGCCUCUACCUCAGCUGCAAUGGGGGCACACCAGCAGGCCAAAGGCAGAUGCCAUGGCCCAAGCCACAAAGCCCACAGGUCUUACCCAAUGGGCUGGCCGCCAAGGCACAGUCGCUGGGUCCCAGUGAGUUUCAGGGUGCCACACAGCGCUGCCUGCAGCUGGGCACCUGCCUUCAGAGCUCUCCACCUGGCACCUCACCCCCCCCAGCCACGGGGAGGUGUGGCACCAAGGCUGCCAGGCAGGGGUCUGAAGAGGCCCGACCACAGUCCUGCCUGGUGGGUUCAGCCAUGGGCAGGCCGGGCGGGGAGAGCAGGCUGAGCCCCAAGACCCAGGAAAGCAGCCUGAAGUGCAGGCUGUUUCGAAGCAUGUUCCUGUCUACUUCUGCCCCGGCCCCUCCGAGCAGCAGCAAGCCAGGCCCUCCACCACAGAGCAAGCCCAUCUCCUCUUACCUACCACCACAGAAAGAUGCACCCCCAAGCCUGGUGGUCAAGGCCCAGUCUUUGCCCUCAGACCAGCCCAUGGGGACCUUCAACCCUAUGUCCACCUCAGAUACCAGCAGCCCCCAGAAGUCCCUCCGCAGAGCCCCAGCCACUGGCUUGCCUCCAGGCCGGUCUUCCCCAGCGGGCUCCCCACGCACACGGCACACCCAGAUGAGCACCAGCAACCUGUACCUGCCCCAGGACCUCACCGCAGCCAAGGGUGCCCUGGCUGGAGAGGACGCGGGUGUCGUGACACAUGAACAGUUCAAGGCAGCACUCAGGAUGGUGGUGGACCAGGGUGACCCCCGACUGCUGCUGGACAGCUACGUGAAGAUUGGAGAGGGCUCCACAGGCAUCGUCUGCCUGGCCCGGGAGAAGCACUCAGGCCGCCAGGUGGCCGUCAAGAUGAUGGACCUCAGGAAGCAGCAGCGCAGGGAGCUGCUCUUUAAUGAGGUGGUGAUCAUGAGGGACUACCAGCACCUCAACGUGGUGGAGAUGUACAAGAGCUACCUGGUGGGCGACGAGCUGUGGGUGCUUAUGGAGUUCCUGCAGGGCGGGGCCCUCACAGAUAUCGUCUCUCAAGUCAGGCUGAAUGAAGAGCAGAUCGCCACUGUGUGUGAGGCCGUGCUGCAGGCCCUGGCUUACCUGCAUGCCCAGGGUGUUAUCCACCGGGACAUCAAGAGUGACUCCAUCCUACUGACCCUCGAUGGCAGGGUGAAACUCUCCGACUUUGGAUUCUGUGCUCAGAUCAGCAAAGACGUCCCUAAAAGGAAGUCCCUGGUUGGAACCCCCUACUGGAUGGCUCCUGAAGUGAUCUCCAGGUCCCUGUAUGCGACUGAGGUAGAUAUCUGGUCUCUGGGUAUCAUGGUGAUUGAGAUGGUGGAUGGGGAGCCACCCUACUUCAGCGACUCCCCAGUGCAAGCCAUGAAGAGGCUCCGGGACAGCCCCCCACCCAAGCUGAAAAACUCUCACAAGGUCUCUCCAGUGCUGCGAGACUUCCUGGAACGGAUGCUGGUGCGGGACCCCCAGGAGAGAGCCACGGCCCAGGAGCUCCUGGACCACCCCUUCCUGCUGCAGACGGGGCUGCCUGAGUGCUUGGUGCCCCUGAUCCAGCUCUACCGCAAGCAGACCUCUGCCUGCUGAGCCCUCCCCCAGAGCACACCUGCCACCUGUGCCCACAGGCAGGGGACACUGGGCAGCUCGUCUGCCAGCAGGGCCUGCCUGCCUCAUCCUAUCAGUAUUCUCUCCAAAGAUUGAAUGUGAAGUCGUACCCCUGCCCUCCUGCCCCUCAGCCCACUGGGCCAGGCCGGACCUGCCCCUCCAUCUCUCUCCCUCCCAAGGGAGUCCCCAGUUGCCUUUGGGAUGAUGGAGACCACUUCUACAGGAUGAUCCUUUGUUAUUUGCACAGGGAUAUUUCUAAGAAACAUGGAGAUCAGCACUCCUGGCCACUGUGGCCAACACAGCAGAAAAAGCUGCAGUGGUUUUUUAAAGAUGGUUGUACACUAGCAUCCCAGGCCACCCAAGAGGGCUGACUGCCAGUCUUCACCAGGAUACUUGCUGUUCCCAGCUCCAACUCCAAGCCCUGGGGCCUUGAGAGGGCCCCAGGGAAGGUUUUUACUGCCUGAAUCCAUCUUCCUCCCUGUGUCUGACUUCGUGAAGGCACCUUCCCACCUGUGCUGACAGCACUCUCCCUGCACUGCCUGAUCCCAACUAUGAAUAGCCUGCUUGCAGGACAGGGGAGGAGGGAAUGUCCUGGGUGAAAGAGGAAGAAUGGAAUUGGUGGUACAGGUGGUCUCACUGUAUAGGACGGAGAGAACAUGUGUGUGUGUGUGUGUGUGUGUGUGUGUGUGUGUGCGCGCGCGCGUGUGGGUGUGGGUGUGUAGGAAGGCCACCCUUACAGCCUGGACUUCAGGCCCCCCACAGACAGCUAAUUUAGUAAGGCUCCCUCAUCCCCUCUCCCACUAAGUUCUGUUCUGAAGGGACCUGCUUUCUUUGCCUGGCUUCCCACCUCAUAAGUCUUGUGUUUCUACCUGACCAGUGAAGGGGUCUAUAUUGAGUCUAACCCAUCCUGGGGUUUUCUGAGUUUCUCCUGUAUUGUGGAGUCUGCGAGCCAGAGAUCAGAACAGUGAGGAAACAAGUUUUGUUCUACAUGUGAGCUUCAUCUCAAGAACCAGGUCAUCAGGGACUCAUUCUUUUCAACAUCCUGGUGUAAGGGAGGUGAACCAGCUCCUGGGGUUCCGUUGUGUCAGGAAAAUGGGCACCCAUCUGUGCAAACCAUCUGCCCCUAGCUGUCUCUUCAGACACCUGUCUCCUUGUCCUCCUUCCCUCCCUACCUUCAGGGCUGUUGUGAGACAGGGAAUUGCAGGGUAGAAUUCCAGGUGUCUGGACCCUAUCUAGAUAAUAUUUUUAAAUUCAUCUGCUCCCUAGCAACCUGCUUUGGGGCAAAAGAAAAAAAACUGCAAGGACUUUUUUUAAGGGUCUGAGUUUUAAAAACAAAAGCAUCUUCCCUAGAAACUUUUGUGAAUUGUUUGCACUUGUGCCUGUUUUAAAUUAAACUGAGUGUUCAAAACC